UUCCAUGCACAUUCUCGUUAGUAUUUUAGGUUGAGCAUCCCUUGACAGAACGUUGAAAGAUGAUUAUUCGAUUACUAUCGCCAUCUAUAAAACAUAAAAAUUUUGUGUUACAACAAAAUUAUCAUAGAGGACAUUCGCAUUCCUUUCUCCGAUCGGUAAUUUUCACAACAGGGAAAGAAAUUCUCUUUUUCAGUUCCCUACAGUGAUUAUAGAUGACCCUACCCCCGAAACUUCUGGGGAAAAUGGCCGCCACUUCCUGUACCAUUCUUUGCGGAUGUACCUAUUUUAGACCCAUCCCCCUAUUGUUAGUCGUAAUUCUUGCCCUUUUCUUUCACUGUAUAAGGUAAACUAGUGGGACAUACUUCAUUUUGUGAUUUCUCGUUAAACUACGUAGUUUAUUUUGAGUUUAUAAGUGUUUGCUGUGAAUUUUAUUCGAUAAAAAAUGCCGUUUAAAGUGUCUAGAUCCCAGAUAACGGAAGGUGUUCGUAGAAAAGAUAGACCUAAGAAAAGGAAACAAUCGUUUAAUCCGAAAAAUCCUGAGAUAGAUGAUAAUUCUUUCACGAGUUCGUCGGCAAAGAAAUUAAAAGGCGAGGAUAAACAGCACGUGCCAGAGGAAGCCACACUACAAUAUUCGAUCAUUGACUUUGCUCUGGUUUUUUCUACACUUUCGUCUUGUGUACGGUGUUCAAACAUUAUUAAAAGUGCAGGUGAAGAACAAUUUUGUAAUGGAAAAAUAGAUUUUAAACAAUGCUCCAUAUUCGGUCUGGGAUUUAAACUUGUGGUACAAUGUGAACGAUGUAAACCAAAAUAUAUUUUAUCAUGUCAACAAAUUGGCAGAAUGUAUGAACUAAAUCGGCGGUUUAUUUUUGUUAUGCGAGUAUUGGGUUUGGGUCUUGCUGGAUGCAAGAAGUUUUGCGGUUUGAUGGAUAUAAGCAGCUCCUUUUUGAAUCAAUCAACAUACGACUUUUAUAUUAAUAAAAUACAUGAAUGUAUUACCAUAGUUGCUGAGAAACUGUUCUCCUCUGCUGCUACAGAGGAAAAGCAAAUGACAAGUUUAACAAACAACAUUGAAGAUACGACAGAUGUGACUGUCUCCGGUGAUGGGACGUGGAAAAAGCGUGGUUUUGCAUCACUUUAUGGUGUCAGUUCUCUAAUCGGAUAUCAGACAGGAAAAGUCUUGGAUGUUAUUGUUAAAAGUUCAUACUGUAAAUUAUGUGAGUCUUGGAAAAAAAAAUUAGAUACGGCAGAAUUUGAAGAGUGGAAAGAAGAACACAUCGAAACUGAUCAAUGUGCCGCCAAUCACACUGGAGCAUCUGGAAACAUGGAAGUAUCUUCAAUUAUUGAAAUGUUUAAACGUUCUAUUGUAAAACAUGGCGUGAGGUACGUAAAUUAUAUAGGAGAUGGAGAUUCUAAAACAUACUCUGGUAUUCUCAAAGCCCAACCUUAUGGUGAAGAUUUUGUUGUCAAUAAGAAAGAAUGUAUUGGCCACGUACAGAAGAGGAUGGGCACCCGGUUGCGUGAUUUAGUGAAGAAAACCGUUGAGGAAAAGAUGGUCAAAGGCAAAAAAACUCAAAAAAAAAUUCUUUCCGGUAAAGGUAAAUUGACUAGUAAAUUGAUAGACAAAUUAACUGUAUAUUAUGGCUUAGCGAUAAGAAGAAACAGUGAUUCAGCUGAUAAAAUGAGGGAUGCAAUAUGGGCUACUUACUACCACUACAGCUCUACAGACAAAAAUCCUCAGCAUCAAAAUUGCCCUGAAGCUCCAGCCACGUGGUGCACCUGGCAGCAAGCAUCAGCAUCAAAUAAUCUCUCAUCGUUCAAACACAAUUAUACUCCAUUACCAGAUGAUGUUUUGACUGCAAUGAAACCAAUUUAUGAAGACCUGAGUAAGGAUGAGCUUUUGGAGCGGUGUGUUGGUGGAUUUACACAAAAUAACAAUGAAAGUUUCAAUCAGUUGAUUUGGAAAAUUACUCCCAAAAUACUUCCAGCUGGGUCAAUAAUCGUUCAAAUUGCUGCAUUAAUCGUUGCUUGUACUUUCAAUGAAGGAAUAUCAGCAUUAUUAUUAAUUAUGCACAGUAUGGACCUAAAACUUGGUCCAAAUUCCCACAAUUAUGCCCGAAAGAUAGAUGAAAACCGGGUGAUCGCAGCCGAAAAGAAAUCUACUAGCGAGACUCGUGAAGCCAGGGUUCGUCAUCGACAGGAGCAAAAGGAUGCCCUGGACAUUGCAGCUGCAGCAGGUUCUCUACUUUAUGGCCCAGGAAUCGACGAUUCAAUGUAAGUUGAAAAAAAGAUUUUUUUUCCGACUUUUAUUGUCUCCAAAACUUUAAACGCGUUUUUCUCAAAACUAUAUUUUCAAAGUCGGUUGUCAAGAUUUCUCGCGAACUACUCAACCGAUCUUAAUGAAAUUUUACACAAGUCUUCGAGAUAUCAUUUACAAGGUCUUGAACGAAGGAUUUUUUUUUUUAAUUACAACUAUUUGAAAAUAAAAAAUUUCGAGAAAUUUUCAUCAAAAUUUGCAUUUUUUUAUAAAAAUGUCUGCCAAAAAUCGAAUUUUCAUUUUUUUUUCCUUCGUCCAAUACCUAGU
Diachasmimorpha longicaudata is the source of this 2581-nucleotide messenger RNA. RefSeq lists its product as uncharacterized. The record is from RefSeq and is a predicted model, not a curated record. Lineage: Eukaryota; Metazoa; Arthropoda; Insecta; Hymenoptera; Braconidae. The transcript has a single exon. Bases 443 to 2275 code for a protein of 610 amino acids.